Messenger RNA from Salvia splendens (bonfire salvia), 1609 nucleotides. RefSeq names its product phosphoribulokinase, chloroplastic. NCBI's taxonomy places the organism in Eukaryota, Viridiplantae, Streptophyta, Magnoliopsida, Lamiales, Lamiaceae. Gene Ontology annotation, biological process: carbohydrate metabolic process. The transcript has 5 exons. The record is from RefSeq and is a predicted model, not a curated record. Bases 194 to 1390 code for a protein of 398 amino acids. Gene Ontology annotation, molecular function: ATP binding; phosphoribulokinase activity.
ACACCUCUAAACAGUGACAUAUCACACCAAAAACAGCCUCCUAUCCUAAAAAACUUUCAUCAGUUACACUCUAACCACACACCAUCUUCUUCCUACAUCUCUCACAAAAGAAAAAGAAAAACCCAUAUUUUUCAUACACACACACACUCACUAAAGCAAUAGAGGGAUAGAGAAAAAGCGAGGAGACGCAGCAAUGGCAGUCUCCACAGUGUACACAGUCCAAUCCCUCAACUUCUCCACACCAUCAAAACCCUUCUCCCAAAAACACAUACUCUUCUUCAGCACAACCAAGAAAGCCACCCUCACCAGAAGCUACAAACAGAUAUCAUGCUCCGCCGAGGACAAGACGGUGGUGAUCGGCCUUGCCGCCGACUCCGGCUGCGGCAAGUCCACCUUCAUGCGGCGGCUGACCUCCGUGUUCGGCGGAGCAGCCGAGCCGCCCAGGGGCGGGAACCCGGACUCAAACACGCUGAUAAGCGACACGACGACGGUGAUAUGCUUGGACGACUACCACUCACUGGACAGAACCGGACGGAAGGAGAAGGGCGUCACCGCACUGGACCCAAAAGCUAACGACUUCGAUCUCAUGUACGAGCAGGUGAAGGCUUUGAAAGAUGGAACCGCUGUUGAUAAGCCUAUUUACAACCACGUCAGUGGUCUAUUGGACCCGCCGGAGCUCAUCAAGCCUCCCAAGAUUCUUGUUAUUGAAGGUUUACACCCAAUGUACGAUGAACGUGUUAGAGACCUCUUGGACUUCAGUAUUUACCUGGACAUCAGCAACGAAGUCAAAUUCGCAUGGAAAAUUCAGAGGGACAUGGCUGAAAGAGGGCACAGUCUUGAGAGCAUCAAGGCCAGUAUCGAAGCCCGAAAACCCGACUUUGAUGCUUACAUCGAUCCACAGAAGCAAUACGCGGACGCUGUGAUCGAAGUGUUGCCAACUCAGCUGAUACCGGAUGACAACGAGGGCAAGGUUUUGAGAGUGAGACUCAUCAUGAAGGAAGGUGUCAAGUUCUUCAACCCUGUCUACCUCUUUGAUGAAGGCUCCACCAUUUCUUGGAUACCCUGUGGAAGGAAGCUCACUUGCUCCUACCCCGGCAUCAAAUCCUCCUACGGCCCCGACACUUACUACGGCCAAGAGGUUUCUGUACUGGAAAUGGAUGGGCAGUUUGACAGACUAGAUGAGCUGAUCUAUGUGGAGAGCCAUUUGAGCAACCUUUCGACUAAGUUCUACGGAGAAGUGACUCAGCAGAUGUUGAAGCAUUCAGAUUUCCCUGGGAGCAACAAUGGGACAGGGCUGUUCCAGACCAUCGUCGGGUUGAAGAUCAGAGACCUCUACGAGCAGAUUGUGGCGAGCAGGACGGCUGCUACCCUCGAAGCUGCCAAGGCAUGAUGAGUUGAGUGCUCUAUAUAUCUAUGCUUAGAAUUUUCCCACUGUUAGCGCGUUGGUGUUGGGGGGAAUUGGUAUUGUUCCUCGUCGAAUGAGGUGUUGUUGUCUAUUUUGUAUUUAUUCUAUGAGUUGAAACUCUGUGGAGAUUUGUAACAUAGAGAAACGACUUGCACAUAUUUCAAAUGGAGGAAUCCUAUAAUUAUAAACACAUUUCAUACAUAA